CAUCUUACCUUGCAAAUAUGUUUGCCAUGUUAUAUUCUUUUCUUCUUUUCUUUGGCGUUUGAAUUCAACACCGGACUUUGUGGCCAUGAAGUUUCUAACCAUAGCCGUGACUGUUCUUUUGUCAGUCUACAAUGCGAACCUGGUGGCUGCUGGUGUGGAAUUGCCGCCCAAAGGCACACCACCGCCAUCAUGUGGGUUAACAUGUAUCACCGAAUUGAUAAUUGCCUCAGAGUGCUCGCUCACCGACAAAACGUGCAUCUGCACCAACGCUCAGUUAAAUAAAGACAUCACCAUUUGCGUUGGCACCAGUUGUUCAAUCAGAGACCAACUCGCAACCAAAAAGUAUUCCAAUGACUACUGCGGUGUUGUACCACAAGAUAGAACCAAGAUCAUUUCUAUCGUUGGAGUCACAUUUGGCGUCCUGGCUCUAAUUACAGUUGGUCUUCGGAUCCUAUCAAAGGUUUUACGUGCUGGGGGGCAGUUCGGCAUAGACGAUUAUACUAUCAUGGUGACCAUGGCCAUCACUAUUCCUUUUUGUGCCUUUUCAGUCCUUCUUGCCAAUCAUGGCCUGGGCAGAGACAUGUGGAACGUCCAUCCUGACGACAUUACAUCCAUUCUUUACAUAUAUUACUGGGACGAGUUGAUGUACGUUGCAAUUGUACCUCUCACGAAGAUCUCCAUCAUUUUUCUAUACCUCCGAAUCUUUCGCGAGAAAAGUUUCCUAUACUUUGCCUAUGCCUUGAUAGCUGCAAACGUGGCCUAUCUCCUCGCAUUUGAAGCAAUCUCUAUUUUCCAAUGCUGGCCUAUUCCGGGAGCAUGGAGAGCGUGGGACGGUACCUAUCCGGCGAAAUGCCGCAACGUCAAUCUACAGGGCUGGAUGUCUGCCACAUUCAGUAUCAUUCUCGAUGUUUUAACUUUGAUAUUGCCGUUGCCGUCGCUCUACAAACUCGACAUGUCGAUGAAGAAGAAGAUUCAGAUCAUGAUGAUGUUUAGCGUCGGAGUCUUCGUCACCAUCGUCAGUGUCGUGCGCAUUCGAGCUUUCACCAAAUAUGCCAAUACGACAAAUCUGACACAGGACUAUGUGGAACUAGGUUAUUGGAGUACGAUUGAGGUUCCAGUUGGCGUGAUAUGCGCCUGCAUGCCUUCGAUCCGAGCAUUGUUCCGCAAUGUCUUCCCCAGCAUUUUCGGGACAACUCAGAAGGGCCAGUCAAGCACAGGAAGGCUAUCAACUACAUUGACGCCACAAAGCAAAAGCAGAUCCGAUUAUGCCAAUUUAUCGAAGCACGAGGGAAGUUCGUCGGUGAUCGGACUCGUACCAGUGGACAAUCGUCAGGAGGACGAAAGGUACAAGAAUUCUGUUUAAGGGGCAAAGGGACGGGGUACCCCUCCACCGAUUGCCAUUCAACUUGUUCGAUUAUGUAUGUAUGAUAGGGAUACGGGGCUUAUCAUUUCUGAUGUAAAUAUUGGCAAGACAUAUGUAUUGAUUGAUUGUGGGACAUAUUACUAGUGGGAGCGGGUGGCCAAAGGGGCUUGUCCCAGUGUAGAGUGGAGUG
Molecule: messenger RNA, 1553 nt
Organism: Pseudogymnoascus verrucosus
Lineage: Eukaryota; Fungi; Ascomycota; Leotiomycetes; Thelebolales; Thelebolaceae
Exons: 7
Coding region: 86-1363 (425 amino acids)
Source: RefSeq, a predicted model, not a curated record